CCAGAAGAGUAUGCUAUGGACCGCUACAUGUAUGUUCUAUGCAGUGUAUGCAAGAAAGCGUACUUUGGAGGCGAGAGUCGUUGUCAAAUGGUCAGUAUUCUAUUUUCUAUUCGACAAUUUAUUACAUUAACUUUUUUCAAGGCAAUGCAAUCGUUCCAAUAUAACGCCGCUGAACUAGUAUGUGGUGGGUGUUCGGCUCCAGCUGGAACUGAAGUGUGCGGUCGACAUGGCGCCGAAUAUCUAGAGUAUAAGUGCCGUUACUGCUGUUCCAUAGCCGUCUAUUUCUGCUUUGGCACGACGCAUUUCUGUGCUGCUUGUCACGACGAUUUUCAGCGCCUCGUCUGCCUUCCUAAGAACCAAUUCCCACCCUGUCCCACGGGUCCACGUGCAACAGCUGGUGAAGGGCCAUGUCCACUGCGGCGACCUCAUCCACCUGCAGGCGAAGAAUUCGCACUUGGAUGUGGUAUAUGUCGUAAUUUAAGCACGUUUUAG
Messenger RNA from Strongylus vulgaris, 492 nucleotides. The record is from the annotation of a GenBank genome assembly. NCBI's taxonomy places the organism in Eukaryota, Metazoa, Nematoda, Chromadorea, Rhabditida, Strongylidae.